GUUAAUUUGACAUGUUCGUAUAAAAACUACUCUAGAGAAGGAUAUUAAAGCUGCCUUUAACGGAUCAAACCAAAUGCAAGAUUAUGGUGGUUCAGCAUCGAACAAGUCGAGAGAGUAUCGUGAUUGCGAAGGAAGAGAAUGUAGCCAAGAGAGUUCUUAUUCCAUAACCCAAGGAACAUUCUUCCGGAAGAGUUAUGGUUGUUCCAAUAAAGAAUUGAUCGACCAGACUUCGUAUUGCAGAGUUGUAACUGGACCGGAUAAUUCUACCAGUCAGAAACACUCCAGAUAUACAAAUUCGUCAGCCCCUUCUUUUAGCUCUCCACCGAAUUCUCCCUUAGUUGGCCUCGUAUUUGAUCCAUCUUCACCCAACUAUAGUGGAUCUGGUAUCAUGACUGACCGUCUUAAUCCUGACAGACGUUCACAAAGCUCAUGGUCUGUUUCUCAUCAAGAACCUAUUGGAAGUGGAGUAAAGAAAAAAAUUGUAAAAAGUCAUGACAAACGAAACGCUUACAGCGCUGAUCCUCGAUAUCAAGAAAAAUAUAAAGAAAUCAGUACAGAAACUGAUCAUUCUAGAAAAAAGGAUAGAAAUUUAACAUCAGAAUCCACAUCGAGUCUUGAUUUCUUUGCUGAAGGGGAAAGAAUGGUAUCAGAACUUUGUAAUAUACCAGAUACGAAUUCUCGUAAUGAGUGCAGCAAGUCUCAAAAAGGGUUAAAUCAAGACCAAGAUGAUAGAAAUAGACACGUGGGCUCAUCAGAAAUAUUAUUGACGGCUCUUGACAAAAUCGUCAUCCAUGAUCAAAUUCCUAACCAAAUUGUUCAAUUAGCUAUCGAGGCGUGCACUGAUGCAGAAAACAUUGCAAUUGCUCACCAUAAUAGACCUUGUUUCAAAAACAUCCAUUCUAUUUGCGCUAAAACACGAUCGAAUGUUCAGAAACCUGACAGCGCAGUGGCAAAUCUUCACUCGCAGGGCAUACCGUGGGUUAUCAAAAAUUUUAUAUUUUCCUUUGUAAGGAUUUUAGAUGGAUGGAAAGGAGUUAAAGAAUUGUUGAGUGAAAAACAUGAUACCUUUUCUAGAAUAGAAAAUAAAUAUUACAGUCAAAAUAUAAGAGAAUGCUUUGUACAAUGGCAAGCGGUUACAAAAGAAAUGUUGACGCACAUAUAUAAGACAUUCAAAUGCCUUGAUCACGGUUUUACAAUGGAACAGAAAAGUUUUACUCACAAUUAUUACGCUACAAACUCAGCUGCACCUCGGCACCAAAAUCAAAAUAAAUUUCAAUCUAUAAAACAACACAUUACUACUCCAAGACCAAUAAACGCUUCUCCAUCGUACAACGUGAUCCAACCACCGUGGCUGCAACAACAAACAUCAGCAACUCCACAAAGCUAUAAUGAAAGCUCAUGGUCGAUUAGAACAAGUAUGCCAUAUAAAAAAUAUCCUGUAGUACCACCACAGAAUUCUCAAAACUUCUACACAUUGAGCGAUCAAAGUGAAAGCGAAAACUAUCAAAAGACCCAAUAUAAAUGUGAUCCAUGUUGUAUUCGUGAAUCAAAACCAAGGCAGUCUUGGACUAUUACAAACGUACCAGAUUGUAGAGUAUUAGAAAAUAUGUGUCAUGCUGACCAAAGAGAGCUAUAUUCGCAAUUGAAACAUAAAAUGGACGCAGAACUUGGCAAGACUUCUGGCCAACCAAUAUUGAGUAACGCCUCUUGUGAUAUAUUACACCGUCGUGAAUUAGAUCUCAAGGCAAAAAUGGUGCCUUUAAGUCACGUUGAAAAAAAUUUAAUACCAAGUAUGGCAUCGUCAGCUGAGAUUAGAAAUUGCUACGCUCAAAAAAAUAAUAGCUGUGGUGAUACUAAAGAAGAAGCUGAUUUUUUUGCGGCAUGGGGUCAGAUGGUACAAAAAGAACCUAGUGAUUUUUUGACUCAUCAUACUCACAACGUUCAAAUACCUUCAAACGUUGUGACGAUUUCAAAUAAUAUUUCUGGCCCCGUGCAAUUUAUUGAUCCUGAAAAUGAUGAGUUUCACGAAAUAUCCAAAGUGUACAUGAAACCUGGUAGUUAUAAGGUACCAAUAAAACCAGUGGAAACUGUACCUCCUUUUUUGCAAAAUACUUCUCAAGACGUCUAUGAUAAUCCUGUUGAGGACACUACGUCUUUGAAAGCAAAAUUAUCGUUUCAACAAGUUACACUAGCACCGCAACCCAAAUACAAUUUAGAAUCUUGGCCAUGUUUGAUGUCAAGACGAGCCGAGGACAUAGUGAUGGAAGAACAAAAGUUUAAAUCUUCCCCAUCUCAACUAUCUUGUUUGGAUAUGCGAGCUGUUGAGGCUCUUGAUAUAUUAAGUUCGAUGAUGUCCGAUAAAGCCUGGGAAGCUGCUAAGCAAUCUGCACCGAAAUUAAUGGAUUUCAUACAUGAAGGAUCGAGGUCAGAUACAGCACGACUUUACAACGCAUUGGGACUACGUACGAACGAAGAAUUAUCUCAAGAUUUAAAGGAAUUAAAAAUGAACAUCACUCCGAAUGAUCCCUGGGCAGACACCAGCCAGACAUUGAAACAUAUAUCUACAGAAUGGAGUCAAACAUCAGAAACUCAAGAUAUAUCUCAAAAUAAAAAUCACGCUAAUGAUAAUAUCCUUAACAUAGAAAAUAAUUCAAAUACCUCAACUGUAGAACAAGGUAAGAGUACAGAUGCUAACGAACAAGAGGAGACUACCAAUAAAUGUGAAGAGUCUAAAGAAAAUACCCGUCGACGUAAUUUUGAUCAGACUGGCAAUUACGUAAGAGAUGAAAACCAAAAAAAAACCAGUGGAAAAUCAAAGGUUGCUGUCUCUGGUACUUGGUACCAUCCUAAAAAAAAGAAACCUUUGCCAGGAACAGUUAUUAAAAAAUUUGAAAAUAUUCUAACUAGCUUAUCACAAUUAAAUGAAGCUGCAUUUAUUCAACGGGAUAUGGAUAUAAAAAUUGCCCCAAGAUUUUAUGAGGUUGUCAAAUAUCCUAUGUCUCUUAAUGAUAUAUCUACAAAACUGUUAAAUUCGUCUUAUACAGAAUUCGAUCAAGUAGUCCAAGAUUUUCGGCGUAUCUUUAACAACGUCAGAUUAUAUCUUAAGAGCUAUCCAGAUUCAACAAUGAAGAAACAUAUAAACAAAGUUUCGUCUGAAUUCGAAAAAACUUUAGCUCAUGAAUUUCAAAAUAAAUGUGAAUCAAGAACAAAAACACAUGAACACGAUGCUAGAGAUCAAAGCAGCAAGAAGUUUGAUAAAGAUAAUGUAGUAAACAAGACUGAAGGUAAGAAAGAAGAAACUAAGACUGAGUCUAAGUUAAAUGAAGACGACAAGCAGUAACCAUAUUUUUUCUUUUAACAGACAUAAGUUGUUACUUAUAAUUAUUACAUCAAACAACAGUAACAUUAGUUUUUGAAGUUUUUGUUUUUCUUUAAUCCUCUUUAUUUAUUUAUAUUUAUUUGUUUCAAUAACUUAUUUCAAAUGCUAAGAUGUAAUCGUAAAAUCUUCUAUUGUACAAAUGUUAUCGCAACUCGAUUAAUAGGUUUAUUAAAAUGGAUUCUAGUCAAAUGUUAAUUAAUUUUUAAUAAAUGUCAGUGUUGUUAUCAGAUCUAGUAAUAAAUAAGACUUAAUUUGUAAGUGCUUGGAAUUUUUUUCGAAAGGACUUUACGGGCUUCCAGACUUAGUUUAAACAUUUUUUAUUUCAAUGAGUAUUUCAUUUUUAUUUGUUUGUUCCAUUAGUUAAUAAUUCACGCCAUUUGCUUUAAUUAAUAUUAUUUCAUGAACUUUAUUAUCUUUUUUAGUCUCUAUUAAUUUUUAAUAAAGGGAAAUAAAUUUGUGUUCUCAAUAUGUCAACGAAUAUGCUCAACUUUAAAAAGAUCAUAUAAAUACAACACUAUCAUUAAUACUAUGUAUCCACUUGGCAUAUACCUUAGUUUUUUACAUCUCAAUCUAUGAUGUAUUAUUAGGCAAAAGUUAAUAAUUUCAACCAUAUCCAAACAUGACGUCAUAUUGACAGAUUAUUUGGAUGCAAUGAAAAAUAAUAAACGAAGCAGAAAUUUGCAUUUGUCCACCUUUUUGUAUGAAUAUUCUCCAUAAAAAAUGCACGAUAAUUCUUUCGAUGUUACUGAGUGGAUUCUACUCAUGUUUGUCAAUAAAUAUUCAGGAAUAAAAUGGCAGUUGCAAAAUAAAUCUUUAUACAUUUUAAUGUUAUUUUUUACCCAAUUUGUUCAUUUGAUCUCUUUCGCAUUAGUUUAAUUAUAUAUUUAAAAUGAUUUUUGAUUACAUUUUAUCUGCCAUAGACAUUAAGUGAAUUCAAAACGACGUCUUUUUUCGAUUAUGAUUCGAUCUAUAUUUGGUAAUGAUUGGUUUUUAAAUUUUCAAAAUUCAAUUU
Messenger RNA from Nymphalis io (European peacock), 4391 nucleotides. RefSeq lists its product as uncharacterized. Gene Ontology annotation, cellular component: histone acetyltransferase complex. The coding region runs from base 74 to 3340 and encodes 1088 amino acids. Gene Ontology annotation, biological process: positive regulation of transcription by RNA polymerase II; chromatin remodeling. Gene Ontology annotation, molecular function: protein binding; histone H3 acetyltransferase activity. The record is from RefSeq and is a predicted model, not a curated record. Lineage: Eukaryota; Metazoa; Arthropoda; Insecta; Lepidoptera; Nymphalidae. The transcript is spliced from 6 exons.